Sphaeroforma arctica JP610 is the source of this 159-nucleotide messenger RNA. RefSeq lists its product as hypothetical. The record is from RefSeq and is a predicted model, not a curated record. The annotation marks the transcript as partial. The transcript has a single exon. NCBI's taxonomy places the organism in Eukaryota, Ichthyosporea, Ichthyophonida.
ACGGUGAGACGACGUCCAUUGGCAUUGACUCGCCCCACAAGUGCCAUGCGACGCAAAGCAUUGACAGCUGCAGCUACGAAGUGAGUGACUCUUCGAAUGAGAUGAGCACAAGGCCUGGUAUGGACCAGCAUAAAGACCCAGCGGCAGCCACAUCGUCGA